Culicoides brevitarsis is the source of this 944-nucleotide messenger RNA. RefSeq names its product S-phase kinase-associated protein 1-like. The transcript is spliced from 2 exons. Gene Ontology annotation, molecular function: cullin family protein binding. Bases 153 to 641 code for a protein of 162 amino acids. Gene Ontology annotation, cellular component: cytoplasm; nucleus. Gene Ontology annotation, biological process: SCF-dependent proteasomal ubiquitin-dependent protein catabolic process. Lineage: Eukaryota; Metazoa; Arthropoda; Insecta; Diptera; Ceratopogonidae. The record is from RefSeq and is a predicted model, not a curated record.
CAAAAGUGAUAAACGUCAAAAAAGGCAUGAUUGGGUGCAUUUUGACGAGUCAGACAAAGAAAAGCUCUCGAAAAUAAAAUCGGUAAAUCUUGAUCUCACAAACAAAUUUGCCAAAUUUAGAUUUUGAUUGUAAUACUGUGCAAACCUGAAAAAUGCCUAACAUCAAGUUACAAUCUUCUGAUGGCGAAAUCUUCGACACCGAUGUGCAAGUAGCUAAAUGCAGUGGAACAAUCAAAACCAUGUUGGAGGACUUGGGCAUGGAAGAUGGGGAAGAUGAAGUAGUCCCGUUACCCAACGUGAACUCGGCUAUUUUGCGCAAAGUACUACAAUGGGCUACCUAUCAUAAGGAUGAUCCUCAGCCAACAGAAGACGAUGAAAAUAAGGAGAAACGCACUGAUGACAUUUCUUCCUGGGAUGCUGAUUUCCUAAAGGUUGAUCAAGGAACAUUGUUCGAAUUGAUUUUAGCCGCCAACUAUUUGGAUAUCAAAGGUCUGUUGGACGUCACUUGCAAAACUGUGGCUAAUAUGAUUAAGGGAAAAACUCCCGAGGAAAUUCGAAAGACUUUCAACAUCAAGAAUGAUUUCACACCAGCCGAAGAGGAACAAGUCCGUAAGGAGAAUGAAUGGUGUGAAGAAAAGUAAAUAACACUAAAACAACCGACACACCUAAAUACGAUUGGAACGAUCUAUUUUAUUUUCCUUUUUUUUUCUCCCACGAUUUUUUUAUUUGAACUAGUAUUUAAAUGAACUCAUAAAGAUUCAAAUAUAUAGGAGAGUUGAAAUAUGAUUUAGAUAUAAAUACAUACAAAAAUUAUUAAUUCUUACGCUCCCGUGUGUAAUAUUGAUUUGUCACUAAACUAUUCAAUGCAAAGCAAAGAUGAAACGAACAUAUGUACAUUAUCAUUAAUAAAAUAAAAUAACAAAAAAAUUGAAAGAAAAGAAUAA